Heterocephalus glaber (naked mole-rat) is the source of this 1956-nucleotide messenger RNA. RefSeq names its product solute carrier family 25 member 20 (gene Slc25a20). The record is from RefSeq and is a predicted model, not a curated record. Gene Ontology annotation, molecular function: O-acyl-L-carnitine transmembrane transporter activity. Gene Ontology annotation, biological process: mitochondrial transport; carnitine transmembrane transport. Gene Ontology annotation, cellular component: mitochondrial envelope. Lineage: Eukaryota; Metazoa; Chordata; Mammalia; Rodentia; Bathyergidae.
GGAAACCCUGCCAGCCUACUGGGCCCUCCUACCGACCUGUCCCGGGCUCAAGCCCCGCUCCACCAAAGUGGGUGAAAGGUCUGGCGGCUCGGCUCUAAAGCUGGGGCAGCAGAGCAAAACUGACGGAACGACUCCUGACUGACCAUGGCAGACAAGCCGAGGCCUAUCAGCCCGCUCAAGAACCUGCUAGCCGGAGGCUUUGGCGGCGUGUGCUUGGUGUUUGUGGGGCACCCUCUGGACACUGUCAAGGUCCGACUGCAGACACAGCCACCAAGUUUGCCUGGGCAGCCUCCCAUGUACUCUGGGACCAUUGACUGCUUCCGGAAGACUCUUAUUAGAGAGGGCAUCACAGGGCUGUACCGUGGUAUGGCUGCUCCUAUCAUUGGGGUCACCCCCAUGUUUGCAGUGUGCUUUUUUGGGUUUGGUCUGGGGAAGAAACUACAGCAGAAAUCUCCAGAGGAUGUGCUUAGCUAUCCCCAAAUAUUUGCUGCUGGGAUGUUAUCUGGUGUGUUUACCACAGGAAUCAUGACCCCUGGUGAACGGAUCAAGUGCUUAUUACAGAUUCAGGCUUCUUCAGGGGAAACCAAGUACAAUGGAACCUUGGAUUGUGCAAAAAAGCUGUACCAGGAAUCUGGGAUCCGAGGCAUCUACAAAGGCACUGUGCUCACCCUUAUGAGAGAUGUUCCAGCCAGUGGGAUGUAUUUCAUGACAUACGAGUGGCUGAAAAAUAUUUUCACUCCAGAGGGAAAGAGUGUCAGUGAACUCAGUGCUCCUCGAAUCCUGGUAGCUGGGGGAUUUGCAGGGAUCUUCAACUGGGCUGUGGCAAUCCCUCCAGAUGUGCUCAAGUCCCGCUUCCAGACUGCACCUCCUGGAAAAUAUCCUAAUGGUUUCAGAGAUGUGCUGAGAGAGCUGAUCCAAAAUGAAGGAAUCACAUCCUUGUACAAAGGGUUUAAUGCAGUGAUGAUCCGAGCCUUCCCAGCCAAUGCAGCCUGUUUCCUUGGGUUUGAAGUUGCUAUGAAGUUCCUUGACUGGGUUGCCCCAAACUUGUGAGGAUGAAGGCUGCUGAAGGCUUCUGGAUGCUGAACACUCAUGGAGGAGAAGCAGUGCACAGGACUAGGCAGUCCUGAAGGGUGAGGGGAGGGGAUGGUGAGAUCAGAGCUCUGAGUAUGGACAUGCUGAAACCUUUGCCUUAAUGAUGUCUCCCUUCUAUGACUUGGUGUGCCAUUUUGAAACUUGAAUUCCCUCAAAGGAUUUGGCAAUGGAAGAAGUAGCUUCUUGAUCAGAUACCACCUGUGGCCAGAGUGCUGGUUGUUGGUUGACUGCUGGCCCCACUGCACCCCAAUACUCCUAGCUAAAGAGGCAAUCUAAUCCUCUCACUAAAAGCACUAUGCAUAUUUUCACUGGCUGACCAGAAACUAGGAUCUUCUUCAAACCCUAGUCAGGAAAAUCAACAGAUUGCCAGGGUGCCAUUUCUUUUUCUUUUUUUCUUUUUUCUUUUUUUUUGGUACUGGGGAUUGAACUCGGGUCCUUCCGCUAUCGAGGCAGGUGGCGGAACCACUGAGCUAAAUCCCUGGCCCUAGGGUGCCAUUUCUAAUCCUAGGCUACACACAGGAAUGUAGACUUAAAGCCCACAUCUGUCUGUCCAAGUAGACUGGGUGGAUAUGCCUAAGAACAGAUGGCCUGUUAACCAUCAGAUUUUAAUUUUUUUUUUUUUUUUUUUUUUGGUACCAGGGAUUGAACUCAGGACCUUGGGCUUUUUACACAAGCAGAUAAUAAAAAAUAAAGCUAGAGUAGUGUAAUUUCUCAGGAGUAGGUGAAGAACUACCCCCCCCCCCCCCAAUGCGAACAGUUUCAGCCUGCUGGGAUAAGUACAAAAACCCAUGAUAUAGGAAGGUUCUUUUUACACACUCUUCUUAUGAGAGUGUCCAUGAAGCAAUAAAUGUUGUUCCUCAUUUU